This is a messenger RNA of Aureobasidium melanogenum CBS 110374, 1461 nucleotides long. RefSeq lists its product as uncharacterized. The record is from RefSeq and is a predicted model, not a curated record. The transcript is spliced from 2 exons. NCBI's taxonomy places the organism in Eukaryota, Fungi, Ascomycota, Dothideomycetes, Dothideales, Saccotheciaceae. The coding region runs from base 1 to 1461 and encodes 486 amino acids.
AUGCGUUCUACCGCCUUUGCUUUGGCCGCCGUUGCUGGCAUGGCCGCUGCCUCUCCCAUGCCCCAAGACCUUGACUUCUCCAUGCUGGACUCUGCUCCUGAGGUCGCUACUGGCCCUACUGGUGUCGCCGUUGUCGAGGAGGCUUCCAUUGCUAGCACUGUUGCCGUCAGCACUGUUGCUACUGCCAGCGCUACUUCCACUGCUGGCGCCAAGCGUGACCUUGAGAAGCGCACUUUCGGCCUCUUGAACCCCUGGUACUUCUACAAGGGUCUCGAGUGUGAGAUCUUCCACAACUGUGGCAGCCAGGGCAGCUCCCAGCAGGGCUGGGGCUGCGGCAAGCCCACCCAGCCCAGCGCUACCUGGUCUGUAAUCACCACCUCUGCUGCUCCCACCAACCUUCCCGCCUACUCUUACAGCACUUCCGCUGGCUCUUCUACCGCUGAUGCCGUCACUGGCUCGUCCUCCGCUGCUGCCUCGACCUCCAGCUCGGCUGCUGCCACUAAAACUCAAUCUCCAAGCACUACUGCUGAUUCUAGUGCCCCCUGCCCUACCACACCCGAGGAGGGCACUUAUUGUGGCUUCAUAAACCCAGAGGACGCCUCGGACAAGACUCAGUACACUCAGGUCUUCAAGGACUUGGACGCCGCAGUCUCUGCCAACUCUUACAUUGGUCUUUACACCCUGACCUCUUACAACGCCCAGGAGUGUGCUGCCAAGUGUGAUGACACCGACCUCUGCACUUCGUUCAACAUCUACAUUGAGCGUGACCCCAGCCUUGCCCCUGCCAACAACGACAACACCACCUACACUCCCUGGGAGACUUACUGCCCUAACCCCUCUUCCAUCACCAACUACAAGUGCACUCUCUGGGGAUCUACUCUCUCUGCCGACCUCGCCACCAACAAGGGCGACUACCGCGAGCAGUUCCAGACUGUCAUCACUGGUUCCGAUGCCUAUGACAAGACCAACGUCACUACUCCUUCCUGCUCGGUCCCUGCUGCCCCUGCCAGCACAUCCGCCAUCUCUUCCUCAGUUGUCUCUCCCUCCAAGCCCACCGGACCUGCCGCUCCCCCCGCUGGUGGCCCCGGCCCCAAGAAGCCCACCCUGAAGCCCGGCCAGAACUGCGGUCCCAAGGCCAUCUCCGCUCCCAAGUACCACAUGGGCAGCAAGUUCAUCCCCGGCCCCUUCAACCCCCAGGUCUGCGCCAACUACGCCAUUGAGCAGAACACCUUCAACCGCAACGCCGCCGUCAAGGCCGGCAAGCACAGCUACACUCCUUGCAAGAUGUUCAACUCUUACUUCUUGCACAAGGACAACAAGCCUUUCGGUACUUACUGCUCGCUUUACGGCGCUGCUCUUGACCACAACAAGUACGCCACUUUCGGUGGUAGCGGCUCUUACAAGACUCACCAGUCUUGGACUUUCGAGUUUGAGUUUGAUGUUGAGUACACCAGAUGUUAA